Dunckerocampus dactyliophorus (ringed pipefish) is the source of this 923-nucleotide messenger RNA. RefSeq names its product signal recognition particle 9 (gene srp9). The record is from RefSeq and is a predicted model, not a curated record. The transcript is spliced from 3 exons. Bases 123 to 383 code for a protein of 86 amino acids. Gene Ontology annotation, cellular component: signal recognition particle, endoplasmic reticulum targeting. Gene Ontology annotation, molecular function: 7S RNA binding. NCBI's taxonomy places the organism in Eukaryota, Metazoa, Chordata, Actinopteri, Syngnathiformes, Syngnathidae. Gene Ontology annotation, biological process: SRP-dependent cotranslational protein targeting to membrane; negative regulation of translational elongation.
GAUUGGUUGCGUUCACAUUGCUGCUGAUGUGGUCUUCUGAAGUUAACGUAGCCGUUUCUCCGGUUCACGACGAUUUUUUUGAUAUCAUAUUGAUUUAACAUAAUCACAAAUCAUCAUAAAUUAUGCCUUACUUCCACACUUGGGAGGAGUUUGCCAGUGCAGCAGAAAAACUCUAUCUGACAGAUCCCAUGAAGGCCCGAGUGGUCAUCAAGUACAGACACUGCGACGGAAACAUUCGCAUUAAAGUGACUGACAACGCCGUGUGUUUACAGUACAAGACGGACCAGGCCCAGGAUGUGAAGAAGAUCGAGAAGCUGCAUGGAAAAUUGAUGAGACUGAUGGUGUCCAAGGAGACGCACAGCGCCGCUAUGGAGACGGACUAAAGCGGUCUUGAGGAAACCCGGACAGGACUGAAGUUCAUGGUGGUCGCAGUGUUUGCUGCGAGCACAGAACCACCAGGUUGAUGGGGAGUGAAGACGAUGGAGAUCUGAAUGUGUACCCGCGAUCAAUACAGUCAGAGAUGUGUUAUUUAUAUACUCCGUACGUCAUUCUCAGGAUUUUUUAACUACACUCAUCCUGCUUCUCCACGAUCACAUCUCUGAUUGUGUUAAAAAUGCAAAGUCAUCCGUGUACGCUUUGAGGAAAGAUGGGUAAAUUGUACAAAAUGGAGAAACGUGCUGCUGGUUUUCUGUAGAAGACCUCCAUUGUUUUCAUUUUCAAGUGAGAUGAAAAAAGAUGAGCAAUCAAAUAGUUCUUUUAUUUGGACCCACCUUUCGCUUUUUUUUUUUUUUGGUCUUCUUUUAUGGACAUGUUUAACAUAACUUGAAGCAGGACCUUCUGAUUUUCUAACAGCUGAAUGACUUUAAUACCAUGAGUUGAAAACAGUUACGUUACGUCUUCAAUAAAUAUUUACUCCAGUACGU